Molecule: messenger RNA, 1590 nt
Organism: Dothidotthia symphoricarpi CBS 119687
Lineage: Eukaryota; Fungi; Ascomycota; Dothideomycetes; Pleosporales; Dothidotthiaceae
Product: polysaccharide lyase family 1 protein
Exons: 1
Coding region: 312-1451 (379 amino acids)
Molecular function (GO): pectate lyase activity
Source: RefSeq, a predicted model, not a curated record
GGUGCGGUCGACGGCCAUCACGCAAAGGGCAAAAUCUCGGCAAUUAGCUGGCUGAAUGGUUUCAUCUACUAUUCGGCAUUAUACUCUACACAAUAAACCUUGGCGUGUGCUUCGAACACCAGCUGAGCACUGAGAGAUAUAAAAGAUGCAUAUCUCGCUGCCAUUCUAACAAUCAUCCAGACUCGUUCUGAUAACCACUCACUACCUUACAUUCAUUAUUCCCCCGAGAAUCUUGUUAUUCAACCAUUCCUUCUUACACUCUUUCUGCUAUCCACUUGUUUCUCAUAUAAGACUUACUCUUCGGAUAAAAGAUGAAGCCCUCUUUCUUCGCCGCUGUUCUCACAGCGCUUGCCACUCAUGUCGGUGCUCAAACCGUCAAAGGUGCUGCUGAAGGAUUCGCGAAGGGUGUUACGGGUGGUGGCAGCGCAAAAGCUGUUACCCCUACCACCACGGCCGAGCUCAUCAGCUACCUCGGCGACGCAGAGGCCCGCGUAAUCGUCCUGACCAAGACGUUCGAUUUCACCGGAACCGAGGGCACUGCUACCACUUCAGGCUGCUCUCCCUGGGGCACUGCGACUGCUUGCCAACAGGCUAUAAACAAGGAUGGGUGGUGCGACAACUACCAGAAGGACGCCCCGAAAGUCGCCAAAAUCACCUACGACAAAGCUGGUAGUAUCGGCAUAACUGUUGCUUCCAACAAGAGUCUGAUCGGACAAGGAACUGCAGGCGUAAUCAAAGGCAAAGGAAUUCGAAUGGCGAACGGUGUAAAGAACAUCAUCAUUCAGAACGUCAGGUUCACCGAGAUCAAUCCCAAAUAUGUUUGGGGAGGUGACGCCAUAACGGUGGAUGGUGGAGACAUGAUUUGGAUUGAUCAUGUAACGACCGACCUCAUCGCUCGCCAGCAUAUCGUUCUGGGCAACAGCGCAUCCGGCCGCGUAACAAUCUCCAACUGCGAAAUUAACGGCGCAACCUCCUGGUCCGCCACCUGUGACGGAAAUCAUUACUGGGCACUCUACUUUACUGGCUCUGAUGACCAGGUCACCUUCAAGAACAACUACGUCCACCACACUUCUGGUCGCUCGCCUAAGAUUGGUGGCAACUCCCUUGUUCACGCUGUUAACAACUACUUCUACUCAAACCCUCAGCAUAUGUUGGAGGCGGACGCUGGUGCUAAGGCACUCUUCGAGGGCAACAACUUCCAGAACGUUAAAGCCGCUCAGCAAGCUGAUCUGGAUGGAGCAGUCUACGGUGUUGCAAGCGCGGCACAGGCUUCGACUUGCACGGCGUCUCUUGGUCGUGCUUGCCAGCUCAAUGUUUAUGGCACCUCUGCUGCGCUUACGGGCUCAGACUCCAGCUUUUUGUCUAGCUUCAAGGGCAAGAAUAUUGCCACCGCCGGUGCUGCUGCGGACAGCAAGAACCUUGUCAACACUGCUGGAUAUGGUCGCAUCUAAGCGAGUUCUCUGUAUGGGCAGUGUUUAAGGCCUUCAUUGAGAACGGGUGGCGAUUGGAGUGAGGGUGUGAAUGGAUCUUCUCGACAACCUUUUAUAUAGUACUCAUGUAGCACGUAUAACCAUCCAUUCUUCGUCUUGA